Molecule: messenger RNA, 816 nt
Organism: Rosa rugosa (rugosa rose)
Lineage: Eukaryota; Viridiplantae; Streptophyta; Magnoliopsida; Rosales; Rosaceae
Product: antifungal protein ginkbilobin-like protein
Exons: 1
Coding region: 93-503 (136 amino acids)
Cellular component (GO): plasmodesma
Source: RefSeq, a predicted model, not a curated record
CACAAUUCUAGACUUCUAGUGAUAUGUCGACGGAGAAACACAUGAUUGUAGUGAUCGAUAAAAGUCCAAAGCUCCAAUUCUGAACAGAGAAAAUGGGUGUUCUUCUUCUUCAUCUCAAAGUUGCAGCAACUAUAAUCUCAUUCUUAGGGUUCUGCACUGUGAUCAGAGGCGUUCCGGAUACGAAUAUAACAAGUGUUCUGUGCAACCAAGGUGUGUAUACUUCUGGUGAUCCAUUUGCUAUAAGCCUUGCAUAUGUUCUUCAGGAACUGGAGACUGCAACAGCAGCACACAAGAACUAUGAUUACUAUGACAUAUCUCCAUACCCUAAUGCUUUUGCUUACGGCCAUGCUUCUUGCAACCCGAACGUGACAAGCUCCGACUGCACUACUUGUCUCGGUAUUGCGAAAACCGACAUGUUAGGUACUUGUCAGAGCAAUAUAGGGGGCCGUGCUGUACUUGGUGAUUGUUCAAUCAGGUAUGAGCAAUACCCAUUCACCGAGUAAAUCACUGGACGAAUGGAAGAGUCAAAGUCCCGAAAGAUUAGAUUGCUAUUCAUUAUUGAGUUUGAUUUCCACUAGCUAGUGAGUGCUUAAUGCGUUGUCCAAUUUCAAUGUACUAAUAGAUCCUUGUUUGAAAAUUGAAUACUUUCUUUCCUGUGUUAGUCUGAUCGGUCAUCUAUUCCAUGAAGAAAUCAGAAAUGAGAAAGAGACAAGUUGGUUUAAAAAGAAGAAAAGGCACGAUAUUUCUGCUUUGCUGCUACCAAGGAAAUCAAAUCCUUGUUUCAAUUUAUAACAUCUAUGUUCAGUUGUUCACACA